CACAGGGGGCGGGGGCGGAGCUUGCCGCCGGCGGAGGGCGGGGCCUGCGCGGGGACUUCCCUUGGGCUGAGCUGCGCAGCGGGGUUUUGGCCAAAUUGGGCGAGGGCACAAAAUAACCACUUACCCCUUCUCACCGAGGAAGAACGGGAGAAAGGGUAUGGCACAGUCUCAAGGCUGGGUGAAAAGAUACUUCAAGGCCUUUUGUAAAGGCUUCUUUGUGGCGGUGCCCGUGGCAGUAACUUUCCUGGAUCAGGUUGCCUGCGUGGCAAGAGUGGAAGGAGCAUCAAUGCAGCCUUCUUUGAAUCCCGGGGGGAGCCAAUCGUCUGAUGUGGUGCUUUUGAACCACUGGAAAGUGAGGAAUUUUGAAGUACAACGUGGUGACAUUGUGUCAUUAGUAAUUUUCUAAAUGAGCAAGAAAAGAUAUUUUGGAAGGUUCUGUGGACAUUCAAAGGUGAAAGGUGGUAAAUCUUUAUUUAAAAAAGUCUCUUCAAAAUAAAACCAUUGUCUCCAUAUUAAAUUAAUUUGUAAAAAUAUGUUUUCUAAGGCUUACCAAAGCUAACUACUGAUGAUAUGUUUUAUGCUGGAAAAAUGUGGCUACUUGCAACUCUUCAUUGUUUGUAUGAGUGAAAUCCUUCUAUUUUUUUCCCUCUAUUCUUUGGCCACGGAAAUUAAGACUAAGAACUUAAUUCUGCAAAUUAAGAAUAAUAACUUGGGAGUUCCCGUCGUGGCGCAGUGGUUAACGAAUCUGACUAGGAACCAUGAGGUUGCGGGUUCCAUCCCUGCCCUUGCUCAGUGGGUUAACGAUCUGGCGUUGCCGUGAGCUGUGGUGUAGGUCGCAGACGCGGCUCGGAUCCCACAUUGUUGUGGCUCUGGUGUAGGCUGGCAGCUACAGCUCCGAUUCGACCCCUAGCCUGGGAACCUCCAUAUGCCGCUGGAGCAGCCCCAGAAAUGGCAAAAAGACAAAAAAAAAAAAAAAAGAGUAAUAACUUAAUUCUGGUCACUUGCUAAUUUUUUUGGUUUGGGAAAAACUCUAGAAAUAGAUGAAGUGCCCAUAGUUUGAAUCAAAUGACCCUUAGAGGUUGUUGGUUUGGGUAUGGGCCCCUGUUCCAAAUCAAGCUAUAGGUCACUGGUCCUGUGACACAGCCUGAUUGAAAGUUGAUUAGACAGAUGUAGAGAAAGAGUUAACCUCUGAGAGAAUGCCAUGGAGUAGGAGAUGGCCAUGAAGGAUUAUGGAAAGCACAGAAUUUAUAAUGAAUCCAACUGUGGGUGCGGGUGAAGACAUUACAAGAGAAAGAGGAAAAUAUGUAGAAUGUGAAGAGUAGGAGUGUUCUGGAAGAAUCCAGGACAAAAUACAGUUUCUACUCCAGGGAGCAGGCAUAUGAGGACCAGCUGGACAGUAGUAUUAAUGCAGAAAAGCAGAAUCAAUGCCUGGGAGCACUAUGGGCUGGAACCUCGAAACUUCCCUACCUCCUUUCAUCGCCUGAUCUAUUCCUCACCUUUUUCAAAGCUCCUGGUUCUUCUAUCACAGAAAUUCCUCUUGUCGCUAGACAUUUGCUCACACUGGUCCUUCUUCUUCAAUUAAUCCCUGUUUCCCAUUCCCCUCUCCCCUUCACUGUCCCCACAUUCCCUUUGCGGCCAGCUCUUACUCAUUCAGCAAGUCUCACUCAAGAUUUCUUUUUUUCUGGGGUUCCCGUCGUGGUGCAGUGGAAACGAGUCCCACUGGGAACCAUGAGGAUGUGGGUUUCAUCCCUGGCCUCGCUCAGUGGGUUAAGGAUUUGGCGUUCCCGUGAAAUGUGGCGUAGGCUACAGAUGCGGCUCAGAUGCUGUGUUGCUGUGGUUGUGGGGUCGGCCAGCAGCUGUAGCUCCGAUUUGACCCCUAGCCUGGGAACCUCCAUAUGCCGCAAGUGCAGCCCUAAAAAAGCCAAAAAAAAAAAAAAAAAAAAAAAAAAAUUCUUUUUUCCAUGAAACCUUUGUUGACUCUCCAUUUUUUGCCUUUGUCCUUCUUAUGAUCUCUCAGUUGCCCCCUCUUCCUAUCUUAUCACACAAGUUCACAGCCUCAAAGGACUUCCUUUUUUCUACCAUAUGACCCAGUGUUGGGUCCUCAUUAUCUCAUUCAGAGCCUGAGACUUAGCCUCAAGGUGUGACUUUCUACUGCAUUUCUCCCUAUCCAGAAUUUUGGAUGCUUUUCAUAAAGUGAAGGAGAAAAUCAUAUCACCCUGCUCAAAAAUUAUCACUAAAGUUUUAAUUAGUACUUAAUUAAUUCUUACUUACUGAAGCCUACCGUUACAGACUUUCCAAACAAGAUUCCAGUCUCCUGUCCAACUCUUCUGACUGCUCCUACCCUGUGAGUGUCCUAUGAGGGCACCAAAUCAAACCAUUGGCUGCUUCCACUCUUUUCCUUCUCAGGUUCCCUGUGUAUUUCAUUCCCAUUUUCUGGCUUUCCUCCUCCCCCUCCCCAACCAAUUUUUUCAGCCAUCUUUUUCUUUUUUUUUUUUUUAGGGCUACAACCAGGGCAUAUGGAGGUUCCCAAGCUAGGGGUCGGAGCUGUAGUCACCAGCCUACACCACAGCCAUAGCAUCUCGGGAUCUGAGCUGCAUCUGCUACCUACACCACAGCUCAUGGCAACACCAGAUCCCUAACCCACUGAGCGAAGCCACGUAUUGAACCUGCAUCCUCAUAGAUGCUAGUCAGAUUCGGUUCCACUGAGCCACGAUGAGAACUUCUCAGCUAACUUUUAGGGUGCUCCUUCUUCCGUUCUGCCAUGAUCUGCUUUUCGGCAUUUUUGUUUUUGUUUACAUCACACGUUCAGUCUCACAUACACAAGGAAAUAGAAUAGAGCUUUAUCUAACACUACUCUUAAGCACGGUGAUUAAGAGAAUUGGUCAAGGAGCCAAACUGCUUGUGUUUUAACAGUUCUCUCUCUAUUUCCCUGUGGCCUCAGAGAUGCUGUGUAACCUCUUCUUGCCUUAGCGUUCUUAUCUCUAAGAAGGAAGAAAUUUGUGCCUACCUGACAGGGUUAUUGGCCAGAUUGAGUGAAUGAAUCCAUGUCAAACACAAAGACAGUAUCUGGCACAUAGUAGGUUCUUCAUAAAUAUUGUUAUUGUUAUAGAUUGUCUAAGUGAGAAACACUUUAUUGUAAUGGAGUGUUUUUUUCACAAGUCAUCAAAUACACAAAAGGAAAGAAAAGAAGGGAGCUCGUCACCAAUGACUAAAUUAUUUGAGUAAAGGUUUAGGGAAUUGGUAAAUUAAGGCAUUCUCUACUUCAUUUUGGGCUUGAGUAUUAAGGCAAUACCAUAGAACCAUUUUAAUCUAAUUUUGAACCAUUUCCUCCGGGGUUUUUAAGAGUUUCAUUAAAGAAAUCUCAAAGUAAAGAUGGCUACUUUUUUUUUAACACUGAAUUUUCAAGCUCCUUAGAGUAAAGGUAAGAUCUGUGCUUUUUUUUUUUUUUUUCAUUUGAGCUUUUGAUGUCUUUUCUCUCUUAUAUCACUUCCAUUAAUGAGAAAGCCUUCCAAAUCAUGGUUUAGCCUGUCUACUUAAUUGCGUUUCUCAAGAAUAACAGGCUGUUUUAUAAUAAUUGCCUGAAUGACUAGAUUAAAAACGAAGAUGAGAACAAGUUGAAGAAUUCACUUCAGUUUGAAAAUGUGACUUCCAGUUGACCCUCGAGAAAUGUGCUGUGCAAAAUGCAUUCGCCUCGACAGAAACACUGGUCUGUGUUAGUUUGUGUAGUUAGUAUUGAAGGUAUGCCUGCAGUGGGGCAAAUAGUCUCUAGCAAUAACCAAAUUCUCAGUGAAUUUGGAAUAGAGUGGCCUGAAACAGGGACUAUGGAUACCAUAGCAGGUGGCACAUUUCUUUUAUCUUCUCUGGUGAUGCGAAGUCAGUCUUUCUCCGUCACCUCACCUAAACCUUCCUUCUCCACAGCCCCUCUACCUCUGCCUCUAAGAUGCUCAAAAGCUGGGAUGACAUUCAUAUGGCACAGAUCACUUCAUUCUGGGUUGGGCAUCAUAACACAUUUGUCCAUCAGAGGUUUGGGGAGAGCAAAUGUCAGAAAUCUCAGUCAAUUUAUCUCAAGCUAAUAGUUCAAGGGAUGGAUUAAGAGAUUUGGAAUAUGGUUUAUUGAUGCAUGACACUGGCAGGCCCAGGAAAAACUGACCUUGGAAAUCAAAGUACUCAGAUGUUGGCAUCACAUAUCCCCCUUCUUCCUCUUUGUCCCAUUUUUCUCAGCUAUGCUUCUCUGUAUUUAUUUUUUCCUACAUGACGCAAGGUUUAGAGGGGCAUAUGGUGGCAAUUAUUUUCAGACAUAUAUUACUUUAGCUUAGUUACCCAGAAGGAAGACAGUCUUUUUCUCUCAUUGAACUCAUGAAAUUCCAGGGAACAACUCUGAAUUUGCUCUGGUCUUCUGGCCAACUGUUGGCUUAGACACUGUGAAUACAGGUUCAAAGAUGUGUAACUGGCUAGGUUCUUGGCAGAAUUCAAGUAUCAGGAUUGAGAACCUUAUCACGUGAAUUGAGAAUGGGAAACCCCCCAAGGAGAGAGCAGAAAAUGGGAAUGGCACUGGGCAGACACAAGUAGCAGGUGUCCCUUACUUUUCACAAACCUGACCUUGAUUAUCUUUCACUUUUGACACCAUUGCUCUUUUUUCACCUCAACCCUCUUUGUGUAAUAGUAAUAUUUUUUAUAGUUGGGUUUUAACAUCAUUUUAUUCAUCCAUUGAGUGUAUUAAAGCAUCUGUAUCUUUGUGAUGCAGGGUAAUACAUAAUUGGGGAACACAAGUUGCUUGCUUCUUAAAGGAAACUCCAUGAUGUAUUCUUUUAUAAUGCAUAAUUAACCUUCUAGAUGAGGGUUCUUAGACCACAUUCAUCAUUAUAAUUCCCUGGAAAUUUAAGAGACGGGAAGAGAGAGAGAGACCUGGUUUAGUAUAUCAAGUUGAAGACUGGGGGUAUGAAUGAUUAAGAUGAUUUAAUGAUUAUUCCAGUUCUGUUGACAAAGUAAAAAAAAAAAAGAAAGAAAGAAAGAAAGAAACAAGAACAGCAUUAAGCAGGAUUUCAGUCUUCUAACCUGGACUUUUGAACCUUCAAUCUUUUCUUUGUUUAGUCUCCAUUUUUAUGUCUCCUGGCAGGUGAGCAGGGUUUUCCCACUAGUGUUUUGUUGUAAGCCUAUCUACAUGUUUGUACUCUGGGCUUUUCCUUUACUGCUUCCAGACUUACCUGUCUGGUAUUCUUUCCCUCUCCAUAACUUGUUUGAGGCAAAUUCUGUCAAAGUAUCCCUAAGAACCAAAAAAAUACUAUACAAUGCAAUACGAUACAAUACAAUACCAUACAAUACAAUA
Messenger RNA from Sus scrofa (pig), 5326 nucleotides. The record is from RefSeq and is a predicted model, not a curated record. Lineage: Eukaryota; Metazoa; Chordata; Mammalia; Artiodactyla; Suidae.